UAUUAUUGUUGAUGGUUGUACUGUAGCGCCAAGUAAUGAAGCAUUAGUCUGCAUUAGAUCUAAUCUACAUUUGACAAUACAUUUAGAUUUGUUCAAUAAAAAUACAAAAAUGUUCUGUCACUAAAUAACGGAAUGAUUGCGGAGGAUCUCUUUAGUGAUCAUACUAAUCAGGUGAGCACUGGCAAGGCUGAUCCAGAGGAGGAGACAAACAAGUCAGACUCUGGCAUGGAGGAGUCUUUCAACCAAUCAAAAGUUGUAUCUGAUGAAGAAGAUGAUGCUGCUACUGUCUCUGUCAGUGCAGGUUCAAAGGUUAGAAGACGGAGAAUGAUUCUUGAUGAUGAUGAGGAUGAUGAAAGCCAUGAAGAUGUAAAGAAUGAUGGUGACACUAGCCAUGAGGUGGGGUCAGACAAUGCUGACAACGAUCAAGAGACCGUCCCACCUCUCACUUUCCCAUCUGAUGAUGAUGACCAAGAUGACGACACACCCAAGCUUUUGAUAGAUUGGAAGGAGAACAAGGAACUAUUUGAUGCAGAGAGUGAUGACGAUGACAGACCAAGGCUUGAGGAUGAUGCUGUUAGGCCAGGCAGUGACGAAGAUGCCAGCAAUGAGGAAGGCAAUGAAGAUGAAGGCUUUGAUGAGAGCCAGAUAAAUGCUGGUGUUUUGGCCAAAUUAAAAAAGCUUAAGGGGGCGUCCAAAUCUAAAAAGGAGAGAGUCAAAUAUUCUAGAAAAGCAAAACCAUCAGCAGAGAAAAUGCUAGAGAUUUACAGUGAUUCACAAAGGAUGCUUAGAGAGUCGCGUGUCAACCUGCCUUACUAUGAACCAGAAACCAAAACCCUCAAUGAUUUCCUGGCUAGAGCCUCACAGAAAAGACAAGAAUAUGCCGGACUCAAGAGAGCUAAAGAUAUUGUGAAAGCACAUGUGAUACAAGAAAAACUUUCCAUUCCCCGACUACCAACACCCCCCAGAAAGAUGAAAUAUCAGGCCAAGGCAGAUCAGGUGGCAACUCAUUCCUGUCCUGAUGAUUCUGGGAUAGCAUCACAAGGGCAGACAACUACAGCUACUCUUGAAGGAGGGGACUUAAAAACUGUGAGUCCAGAGGUUGUUGAGGAAUCGGAUGCUUUACCUGAUAUAGUGCCAGCUAGACUAAACCUUCCUAUAGACACAACACCAGAGGUUCCAGCAAACACUGACCACACGUCUGCUGGUCAGUGUGACCUCACAUCAGCUGGUCAGCUUGACCUCAGCCACAGAAAUGUGGAGAGUCCAACUCAAGAAAUUCCAGAUUCUAGCCACAAGGACGUUACCUCAUCAGAGCAUCUCUCUGUGCCAUCAUCUGACCAUUUCUCUGUGCCAUCGCUAUCUAAAGACCCAUCCCGGGAUUUAUUUCUCUCCCAGAGUGUCAGUGGCUCAGCUCACCAGUCCACAGAGACAGAUCAGUGCGGGGGUCAUGACCUGACCCCUGACAAGACAAUCACUGCAGCAGGUAGCCUGGGACAAGCAGCUGUUGACACAACAGCUCCUGCCAACAAAUUGCUGGAUGCAGUGGGUGGCCUAGACAAGGCCAGUGAUGGCAGCCCAGCAUUAAAAAAACCACCAAAACCCAGUCUGCUGGAGCAACUUGAGACUUUGAAUCUUCCAGCCCUGCCACGCAUCACUGGCUCACCCAAUGGGAUUAUUUGCCUGGAUGAGCCUGAGGCCGCCUCAAAGAAUCCAGAUUUGGUCAAGUUCAUGCAUAAAUUUGCUGAGCAUGCUAGGCCAAGGAAGCACAAAGCUGGACAUGAUGUUAAUCUCAGCCUUGUAGAGAAGGAGGGUGAGAGUGGUGAGCACCAGAAGCUCAAGCUGAAGACCUUGACCUAUCAUGUGGAGUCAGAUGAGGACAUCCUGCAAGAGGAAACUCCAGGCGCCAGGUUGGUCAAGCUGAAGCAGGAGCUGAGUGCUGGCAUGAAGAAGAAGAGAGAAGAGGCGCGCCAGAGGAGGCUGCAGCUCUAUGCUCUAGAGAAUGAGGAAGGUUUUGAAGGAGAGAAGCAGGAGGAGGAAGAAGAGGAGGAAGAGCUAUCAGAGAGCAGCUCAGAAUCUAGUGAGGAAGAAGUAGAGAAGUUGAUCAAUGGAGUUGAAGAAGAUUCUGAUGAUGAGAGAGAUUACAAUCCGCUACUGGAUACAGAAGCAGUGGAUGACAGUGAUGGAGAUGACAAGAAUGAUGACAGUGAUGGAGAUGACAAUGAUGAAGACAGUGAGGACAACGUGAGUGAGAUACACCUCCAUUUUGAUGCCUCAGACAAUGAGGAGCAAGCGGAGGACUCGGACAAUGAAGAUAUUUUGUUGAGCUCUCGAAAGAAAAAUAAGUCACAGAUAGUUGAGAGUGAUGAUGAAGAUGUUGGUGGUGAUAAAAGUGAUAAUGAAGAUGAUGGCAAAGAAAAACCAGCUGACAGAGAAGACAUAGAUAAAGAUCCGCUGAUCAAUUUUUUGUCCAGUGGAAAGGCUGGGAAUAAACUGGAUGAUCAUGAUGAGGACAAGAGAGAGUUCCUGAGGUCCCCAGAUCUGUACACCUCGGAGGUGAGUCAAAUCAGCACAGUGGUGGAGCAUGUCGAGUCCUCCCAGAUGAGCACAGUGCUGGACCCUGUUGACUCCUCCCAGUCUGUUCCCUGCUCCCCUUUGAUUGAUUGCGAUGGUUUUAUUAAAAGAAGUCAAGCUCCAGUAGUCAAAAGCAGUUUACUCCCAUUUGAAUCAGCCAGCAGUUUUUCAAACUUGGAUGCCCUGGCUGACCAGUGUAGCUUGCCUUUUACUGCUGGCAACAUUUUCAAAGGCCUGAUGUCCCAGGACCUCAGCAAGAAUACAGCAGGGAGUCAGUCUGUUGGGGGUGACUUGUACCAGUCCAUGGGGGGUGACUUGAAGGAUGAAGGUGAUAGCAACAUGUCAGAAAUUAUUGGGCUCUGCUCUGGAUCUUUUGGGGCUGGUCCAGACAAGAGUGUCACACCCAACAAGUACAACCAAUUGUCACUCAGGUCACAGGUGAAACAAGCAGCCUACCAAAGUGAUGAUGUCUACGAUCCUUUCUCCAUUCUCUCUGUUGAAGAAUCAGUCAACAAAUCACCCAGGAAAUUCUCUAGAAUAAAGAAAGUUCUGUCAGACAGUGAAGAUGAUACCAGCGAGGUGGGGGAUAGAGAAGCUGAUACGGACGUGGAAGAGGGUGGGGACUCUGAUGACUCCAGCAAACCUGUUACAUUCACCAGCUUUAAGGACAAAAAACGCAGAAUAAGACAAGAGUUUGUUGAAGAUGAGGCUGAACUGUCAGGCAGUGAAUGUGAAAGUGAUGAGGACCUUGACCUUGCUGAGGAGGAUGACAUUCUGGAGGAGGAAGAGGGAGAUAAAGAGAUGGCCGGAGUCUCAGAGGAGAAGCUGAGGGAACAAGUUGGCAGGGUUCACAUGAAACAGCUGCAGGAUGAUGAUGACAGACAGGUCCUGUUAUACAAGGAGAUGUACCUACAGGAUGGCGACCUUUACUCUGAGGGUGGGGGCAGGAUGAGAAACUUCAGAUGGAAAAAUGCAGAUCACCAGUCCCAGCAAGAUUUGUUUGCCAACAUCUCGGAUGAUGAUCAAGUAGAUGAGGAUGCUGAUGAGAUCAAAUGGAGGAAAGACAGAUACGAGCGGGAAAAGUUUUUAGCUGAGGCAGAGCCAAAUCCAUCGAGUGAAGAUAGUCAACUUGUAAAACUUGGGCAUGUUUACUUAAAGAGAAGAGAAUCCUUCACAGCCCCCAUAAAGACAAAUGCCACCAAAGAAAAGAUGCUGCCACCUGAACCACCUAAAGCUAAGCUGACCAAGAAAGGAUCGUUCCUGUCCAGAAAAGAGGACACACUGGUCAAACUGACCACACCAUCCACACUGCUGACUGGGAGAAGCUCAAAGAAUUUUAUCUUCCAAUCUAUUGACCCAGAGGCUCAAGAUUCAACUGUUAAUUCCAGCUCCCAUCCACCUAAACGCAAGGCACACAGUUGUACAGAGCAGGCAGCCAAGAAAGCUAAACUUUGUGCAACUCCCCCAGUCAAAAGACAAGACAGUAUCUUUAACCUGCUGGACUAGGAAAUGUUUUCUUGUACACAUUUUAUGUAGCCAAAUGUUGAACCGUUUCUGUACAUUUCAUGUACUUGUAAAAAUAUUGUACAUAGUCAUUUAUUUAUUGUAAUUGUUAAAAUGUUCAACGUAACAAAAUCUGUUUAUUU
Molecule: messenger RNA, 4217 nt
Organism: Physella acuta
Lineage: Eukaryota; Metazoa; Mollusca; Gastropoda; Physidae
Product: claspin
Biological process (GO): mitotic DNA replication checkpoint signaling; mitotic G2 DNA damage checkpoint signaling; activation of protein kinase activity
Molecular function (GO): anaphase-promoting complex binding
Source: RefSeq, a predicted model, not a curated record